This is a messenger RNA of Cyprinodon variegatus (sheepshead minnow), 1817 nucleotides long. It is a transcript of the gene bbof1, whose product is annotated as basal body orientation factor 1. Lineage: Eukaryota; Metazoa; Chordata; Actinopteri; Cyprinodontiformes; Cyprinodontidae. The transcript is spliced from 10 exons. The record is from RefSeq and is a predicted model, not a curated record. The coding region runs from base 60 to 1466 and encodes 468 amino acids.
CUGGAGACAGCAACCAUUGCUCUCUGCUGGAGGCCCCUGUUAGUUGGAGCGCAUCUGUCAUGCCCAUGACAAAACCCUCCAAGAUGCAGCGGGAGAAAGGCGGGAAAGGGAAGAAAGGCUCCAAACAUGAAUCCAAAUCCGAGAAAGAGCCGGACCUGGAGACAGCCAGAGCUAACGCCGCUCUGUGGGAGCUGAAGUUGAAGAGCACAGAGCAGGAUCUGUCCGACUACCGGGGGGCCCAUCAUAACAUGGCCCGCAUGAACGAGCAGCUCAUCAAUCAGCUGCACCGCGCGCAGCAGGACUCUGUGGACAUGACCGGCUACUGGCAAAGACAAGUAGAAGCCAGAGAGGAGAAGAUAAAUAUGCUUGAAGAUGAACUAAGAAGACAAGAGGCCCUUGCACUUCAAGAGAGAAAUAAACAGGCUCAAGCCCAUAAAAUGCUCAAGGAAGAGUUAAGUUUAAUGGAGGAGAAGGAAGCUCGGUUGAAAGAUGAACUCAGCAAUAUGGGGAAACACAUGGAUUUGAAACAGAAAGAGCAUGAAGAAAAGCUAAAGGAAAUGCUGGAUAACUUCCAAAUGGAUAAGGAAAGCCUAAAGAGAGACAUGAUGGUCAUGUGCAAUCAAGAGAUAGCCCAGAUGAAGCUGGACCACCAUGAAGCUAUUGUUCAGAUGGAAAAGGCAUUAAAGUCUGCUCUCGAGGAGCAGGAUCGCUUAAAUGAAGCUCUGAAAUCUACCAUCCAAGAAGCAGAGGACCUGAAGGAACUGACACAUUCACUGGCUAAGGAAAAGCUCUCACUAACACUGGAGAAGGACAUGCUUGAGUUGACGAUUAAAAAAAACUCUGCAAAGAUGGAAGCGAAAGAAAAGAAGCUCUCUGAAGUCACGGCCAAAGUUUCUUCCCUGGAACUGGCCCUUGGGGAAAUCUCCAGAAAACUUGAGCAGCAGGAAGAGAGGGAGAAAACAAACCUGAUUACCAUCCAGGCCAGCCAGGUGGAGCUGGAAAAACUGCAGAAGCUCCUUGCCAUGCGAGAGAAGGAGAUGCAGCGUGUCAAGCAGCUGGCGAGGACUAUCGUUGAUAAGCGCAAAGAAGUGGAGGAGUUUUUCCAUGAAGCGUUGGAUCACGUCAGGCAGGAGAUCAUUGCCAGCAGAAUUCAGUACAAAAAGGAAGCGCUUCAGGAUUAUCAGCAGAAAUUUAGAGAGGCCACAGCCGGGAUGAUAAAGUUUCCACCCAUCAGUACCGUGAAUAAAAGUCCCAACAGUACCAAUUACCUUUAUGCAGACAUAGAGGCAACUGUAGAACGGCCUCUUUCUCCAAGCAGUGAGGUCCACGUGUCUCAUCUCACUUGGAAGCAAAAGGAAAAAGUUCUCGGCCUCCUCUUUGCUAAAAUGAAUGGACAGACGGAAAGGAAAGCCUGCAAGCAUCUAGAUCCGUGUUCUUCCAGCGAGGAGCAAAAAGAGACUUUUUGAAAAAAGGGAGCUCAAACACAGAAAAGAAAUCACACAGAAAAAAAUAAAUAAAUUUUCUCAUCCUUGCAAUUAAGAAAGCCUGCACAGAUUUAUUGCUCCCACAUCUCAUGUUUUGCAGAAAAAGCAGCGGCUGUGAGGACUUGAGUGCUUGCAUGUGAUUUAUCAAGACGGUUUGCAUUCUGGCAUUGCAUAAUGAUGACUGUCCUCCAGAAUUAGAGAGGAGGCCUGCUGGGGCAUCUAUCAGCCCCAAGGCGCCGGAGUCCAUUCUGCCCUCAACCCCAAACAGCCUGUCAGAUACGCACCGCACCACAUGACCUCAGUGCAGCCUCGGCUGUUCUCAUCGCAUGUCAA